GCCUAGGAUACGUUUUGGAUAAAAGCGAUUAUUCUUAGAAAGAAAAAAGACAAGAAACAUCUCUUCUACGCUUCCACAAUGGCUCCGAGAGCUGCUAUUCAACCAUCCAUUGACACAGUGAGGGAUGUGCUCUCGCAGUCAAAGGGAUCACCCAACGCACCGAACAUCGUCCCGGUGACUGCUUCGAUACCAGCAGACCUUCUGACUCCCACAGUCGCAUAUCUCAAGGUUGCUGCCAACUCGAAACGGUCGUUCCUUUACGAGAGUGCGGCGACGACAGAGACGAUUGGCAGAUACAGCUUCGUUGGAGCCGAUCCCAAGAAGGUGCUUGUAUCCGGCCCUGGCCAUGGACCGGAAUGUGACCCCUUGCCACUCCUUGAGAAGGAGAUUUCACAGUAUCGCGUUGCAACCGUUCCGGGACUGAAGCUGCCGCCGCUUACUGGAGGUGCAAUUGGAUACGUUGGAUACGACUGCGUCAGGUACUUUGAGCCCAAGACUGCUCGCCCCAUGAAGGAUAUACUAGGCAUACCCGAGUCGCUGUUUAUGCUGUUUGAUACCAUCAUCGCAUUCGACCACUUUUUCCAGGUGAUCAGGGUGAUAACGUAUCUGCAUGUCCCCGAAGGGGGAGCAGACAUAGAAGGACCCUACAAGGAAGCAGAUGAAUUGAUUCAGAAGACGAUUCAAACGCUGUUACAUCCUGAUGUGCCACUUCCUCCACAGCCUCCAAUCAAGCCUGACCAGGUUUACACGUCAAAUAUUGGUCAGUCCGGUUACGAAGGCCACGUUCAUCGACUAAAGGAGCACAUCGUGAAGGGUGACAUCUUCCAGACUGUUCCCUCUCAACGGCUUGCCCGGCCUACGACGAUCCAUCCAUUUAACCUGUUCAGACACCUGAGAUCUGUGAAUCCGUCUCCGUACCUGUUUUACAUUGAUUGUGCCGACUUCCAGAUCGUGGGUGCCAGCCCCGAGCUUCUCGUCAAAGAGGAGGCAAGAAGGAUCAUUACCCACCCUAUUGCCGGCACUGUUCCAAGAGGCAAAAGCCCGGAGGAAGACGAGAGCCUUGCCGAAGAGCUCCGCAGCAGCUUGAAGGACCGUGCCGAGCAUGUCAUGCUGGUCGACCUGGCCAGGAAUGACGUGAACCGCGUCUGUGAUCCAGCAACGACCCAGGUCGACCGACUCAUGGUCGUCGAGAAGUUCUCCCAUGUCCAGCACCUGGUGUCCCAGGUAUCUGGUGUCCUACGACCGGACAAGACUAGGUUCGAUGCCUUCCGAUCUAUAUUCCCAGCCGGGACAGUCAGUGGCGCCCCCAAGGUGCGAGCAAUGCAACUCAUCGCCGAGCUGGAAGGAGAGAAACGUGGUGUCUACGCCGGGGCCGUUGGGUAUUUCGGAUACAACCGCAGCAGUCUGGAUGGAAAGGAGAUCGUCGACGGCGCCAUGGAUACAUGCAUUGCCCUCAGGACAAUGGUGCUGAAAGACAACGUCGCCUAUCUCCAGGCCGGCGGUGGCAUCGUCUUUGAUUCUGAUCCCUAUGAUGAAUAUGUCGAGACCUUGAACAAACUAGGCGCAAACAUCCAGUGUAUAAAGGGGGCAGAGGAGCGGUAUCUCGCCCUAGAGAAGGAGCAUGCCAGUAAAUAG
Messenger RNA from Microsporum canis CBS 113480, 1635 nucleotides. Its product is annotated as anthranilate synthase component 1. NCBI's taxonomy places the organism in Eukaryota, Fungi, Ascomycota, Eurotiomycetes, Onygenales, Arthrodermataceae. The record is from RefSeq and is a predicted model, not a curated record. Gene Ontology annotation, molecular function: anthranilate synthase activity. Gene Ontology annotation, biological process: L-tryptophan biosynthetic process. The coding region runs from base 79 to 1635 and encodes 518 amino acids. The transcript is spliced from 4 exons.